ACUCAGUCUGGAACGAGCCGUCGUGUCGCACGUUUGUUGAAGAAUUUUGUAAUUGUUUAUAACAUAAUAUCUUGCGUGUAAAUAACUUUUGUUGUUGAAAUUGGAAAGAAAAACUUCCUUUUGAUGAAAAUAAGUUUUAAAGACAAUAAUGACUAUGGAGAUAACACUCAUGCCUCUUUGUUAAAAAGAAAACAAAUUACGCUUCACUUUAUUUGUAAAAAUACUAAACAAUAUAACAUUGAAAUCUUUGAUUUUUUUCAUUAAAAAAAUUUAAGGUCACUUUAGUAACUCAAAUUGUAUACACAUAACCAAGCGUGCGUGAGGUUGAUUAAAUAUUUUUUAGUGGGUUUUAAAAUAAAUUUAAAAAAAAAAUCACGACGAUAUAUUUAAUUUUGUGUGGUAGAUUUCGCAAUGACUUCCCACGCAUAUUAUAAAGAACGUUUGGGCUUCGAUCCCAACGACAUAAGCAAUGAGCCGUCAGUUACGUCAUCGCCGCAGGUGCGGAAAAACUCGAAACACCAUCACCCAGACAACCCACACAACCAAAACUACGCCAGCUCACAAAAACAUGGUCGGCAAAAUGUUGCUUAUUACUCACAGCAUGCAGUUCAAAUACCUGUUUUGCAAGAAAAGGCAAGAAUCGGUGAUAUUGAUUUCAAUGUGGAAACUAGUCCAGCAAAAAAAGCCAAGCAUUCCUUAGUGCCCUCUCAGCAAUCGUUGCCUGUGGGUGGCUAUGAAGAUGCUUUGACACAAUUUAAAGAUGAGCGAGAUGCUAUUCAGAAGAAGACAUUUACAAAAUGGGUUAACAAACAUCUCAAAAAGAAAUACACAAUGUUACAUAUGUGUGUUUUCACUAAUGGAUAUCCAUGUUGUCCGCCUUCAGCUAAAAGACAAGUGGAUGAUCUAUUUGAAGAUCUACGAGAUGGCCACAAUUUGCUAACGCUUCUGGAAGUUUUAUCGAACGAACACCUGCCACGUGAAAAAGGAAAAAUGCGUUUCCAUAUGUUACAAAACGCCCAAAUGGCACUUGACUUUCUUCGUUACAAAAAAAUUAAAUUAGUUAACAUUCGAGCUGAAGAUAUUGUUGAUGGCAAUCCGAAAUUGACCCUCGGCCUCAUUUGGACUAUCAUCUUGCAUUUCCAAAUUUCGGAUAUUGUUGUUGGAAAAGAUGAUAAUGUUUCUGCACGGGAGGCUUUGUUACGUUGGGCUCGUCGCUCGACUCUACGAUAUCCGGGAGUGCGGGUGAACGACUUCACCUCAUCCUGGCGAGAUGGCUUGGCAUUUUCCGCUUUGGUUCAUCGGAAUAGACCAGAUUUGCUUGAUUGGCGGAAAGCAAGGACAGAUCGCCCACGUGAGCGUCUGGAACAAGCGUUUCAUAUUGUGGAAAAAGAGUAUGGAGUUACUCGCCUUUUGGACCCGGAAGAUGUCGAUACAAAUGAACCUGAUGAAAAAUCUCUAAUUACUUAUAUAUCUUCCUUGUACGAUGUGUUUCCGGAACCGCCUUCGAUUCAUCCCUUGUUUGAUAUGGAAUCACAACGACGUGUACACGAGUAUCGUGAUCUCGCCCAUCAAUUUAUUUAUUGGUGUCGUGAGAAAACCGCUUAUUUACAAGAAAGAUCUAUUCCCCCCACAGUGAUUGAAAUUAAGCGACUAUUAAACGAUUUACAUUGUUUCCGCAAUGAAGAGGUGUUGGCGCGUAAGAAUGAAAAACAAAAGCUUAUACAAAUAUAUAACGAAUUAGAGCGCUACUUUGAAAGCAUAGGGGAGAUUGAUGUUGAAGCUGAUCUUCGCCCUGAAGCUAUAGAAAAAGCAUGGUAUCGUAUGCAAUCAGCGCUAUCUGAUCGUGAAAUUAUAUUACAACAGGAACUUGAACGAUUAGAGCGCCUACAGCGACUUGCGGACAAAGUGCAAAGAGAAAUUAAACACAGUGACAUUAAAAUAACAGAUUUGGAGACACUUAUAAAUGAAGAAUCUCGACGUAUUGAACGCUUACAUCCAAUUGAUGCUAAAAAUGUUGUCGAAUCUUUAGAAACAGAAAUACGCCAUUUGGAAGAACCCUUACAGAAUAUGCAUCAAGAUUGUCUGGUGCUUAAUGAAGGUCGCUACCCCCAUGGUGCUGAGCUACUUAAUAAAGUAAAUAAAUUAAACGAACGAUGGACGAAUCUCCGGACUCUUUUCAACUCAAGUUUGGUACAAAAGCUUACCGGAUUGAAAUAUCCAGUUCAUGAGACUACUGUAACAAGGCAAACCCGCACGAUAAUUGAAUCACGACAAAUUGAAACCAAUUCACAUUUCCGUGAUUUACAGGAUCAUAUAGAAUGGUGCCAAUUUAAAUUGAAACAACUGCAUGCAGCAGAUUAUGGUUCAGAUCUACCGUCUGUUAAAGACGAAUUUAGAAGUCAACAAGAGGAUCAUAAAGUAAUCGACCAAUUCCAUUCUGACAUUUUGAACGAUGAGCGCCAGCAGUCCAAAUUUUCUGGAGAUGAAUUGAGACUGUACCAGCAACGACUUAAUCAUCUACAAAAAUUAUAUGCUGAACUUCUAAGCACUUCUACAAAACGACUUUCAGAUCUUGAUUCUCUUCAAAAUUUCUUAGCCGAAGCUUCGGCUGAAUUACAAUGGCUUAAUGAAAAAGAACUUGUGGAAAUUACUAGAGAUUGGACCGACAAGCACAUGGACUUAACUUCGGUACAUCGUUAUUAUGAGAACUUAAUGACGGAAUUGGAAAAACGCGAAAUACAAUUUGCUACUAUACUUGAUCGAGGGGAAUCACUUCUUAACCAACAGCAUCCUGCUUCCAAAUGUAUCGAGGCACACUUAACUGUUUUGCAACAGCAGUGGGCAUGGCUUCUACAAUUGACCUUAUGUCUAGAGGUUCACCUUAAACAUGCCACCGAAUAUCAUCAAUUUUUCACGGAAAUAAAAGACGCUGAACAGUGGCUUAUUAAACGUGAUGACAUUCUUAAUAGUAAAUACUCUCAGUCGGACUUUAGUUUGGAUCAAGGUGAAAAUCUCUUACGUGGAAUGCAGGAUUUGCGAGAAGAGUUAAAUACAUUUGGUGAAACUGUAUCCAAUCUCCAGCAGCGUGCGUUGCUCAUUAUUCCGCUAAGCAAACGACGUCAACCAGUGAACAAUCCAUAUACAAUUCAAGCAAUUUGCGCAUACAAACAGCCAGGUCACAUUCAAAUAGAAAAAGGAGAAAAAUGUUUACUCUUGGAUAAUUCUGGACGUGUUAAAUGGAGAAUACGAUCAUCCACUGGUCAGGAAGCCUCUAUUCCAAGUGCCUGUUUGCUAAUACCGCCGCCAGACCAAGAAGCGGUUGAGGCCGCUGAGCGAUUAAAACGAUUAUUUGAUCGCACAGUCAAUUUAUGGCAAAAAAAGCAUUUGAGACUUCGUCAAAACAUGAUUUUUGCUACCAUACGUGUUGUAAAAAGCUGGGACUUUGAUCAAUUUUUGGCAAUGGGCUCUGAUCAGCGAUCCGCAAUACGCAGGGCGUUAAAUGAAGAUGCGGAAAAGCUGCUUAGUGAAGGUGAUUCAAAUGAUCCGCAGCUAAGACGUCUGAGACGCGAAAUGGAUGAAGUAAACCGUUUAUUUGAUGAAUUUGAAAAGCGUGCCAAUGCAGAAGAGGAAAGCAAACAAGCAAGUCGACUUUUCACAGAAGAAUGUAUAAAUAUUAAAUCAAAGUUGGAAGAUAUGGCUCGCGAAUUAGAUCAAAUAAUAUUAGCACCUUUACCACGUGAUUUAGAUUCCUUAGAGCAUGUGCAGGAUAUUCACAAGGAUUAUGAGCGUCGUCUAAAACAACUCGAUCCCGAAAUACAACAUCUUCAAAAUACCUUUAGAAAUAUUCCACUCAAAACGCCUGCUCUGAAAAAGAGUCUCGAUAAUUUGCUUGAACUUUGGAAUGAAUUACAUACGCAAAGUGAUUUACAUAAGGACCGCUUGAAGUUGUUAGAGAUAUCUCUUGUAGGAGUAGAGGAGAAUGAAAACUUAAUUUCGGAUAUUGAAAGCAAAUUGGCAGCUCAAUCUGUUUUACCAUCUUCCGCUGAAGGACUUCAAAGAUUUUAUAAUCAGUUGACAGAUAUUCAAGAACAAAUUACACAACAUCAGCCACAAAUCGAUAAAAUGAACGAUGCAGCCGACCAAUUAGGUCGAAUGGGUGUUCCAACAAAAGUUUUGGUCGAUUUAAAGAGUCUUCAUACCAAUAUUGGCAGGUUAAAUACACGAUGGGUUACCAUUUGUAAUACAAUAGCUGAGAGGAUGCGCUCAUGCGAAGCAGCAAUCGGAUUAUUGAAAAAUCUUCAAUCAAGCAUUCAAGUUGAAGAAUCUUGGGUAGAUGGCCAAACGGAGAAAUUAUCAGCCCUACCGACAGCGACUUCAGCAUAUGAAUUAGAUAAAUUAUUGGAAGCUGCUAAAGAACGGAAACCCAAAAUCGAAAAUCUGAACGUGGCUGGAGGACGUGUAAUACGCGAAGCGAAGAUAUAUGAUGGUAAAUGUAAAGGAUUCCUGGAUUGGAUAUUAGAAGUAUGUCCUUCAUUUUUGCCACCUCGCAGCGAUAGUCUACCAAAGGAAAGUGAUCCUGGCGCUGCAGAAUACUACCGCCUUUCUUUGGCUACAUUAAAUGCAAAGUAUAACCGGUUAUUGGAAUUACUUACUCAGCGCUUAAGAACGGCAGUAGAAGUAAAUGACAUCAACAAUUUGCAAUAUGCUGAAAGUAUUCAGACCCCUCUUAAAACAUUUAGAGCUGAUGUUGCACAAAGAGCUGUUUCGGACGAAGAUCAGUACAAUUCAAUAUUUGAUAAAACUGAUCUUAGUGAAAUACGAUCCUCAUCGAAAACAACUCCGAUUGCCAGAAGAACCGAGACCAGUGGCUUCAAAAGAAAAACAACCAGCAUAACGGUGGGUGAAAAUGUGUUAUCUAAUGACAGUGUUCUGGAUAUUGCCGGCAUACGUGAUCCACGAACAGCGGAGAAUAUUACAAUCAGACAAGCUAUUAAUUUGCGAAUUUUGGACGUACGUUCAGGUUCAAUAAUAUUAGAUGGUAAACAUAUUCCGUUGGAAGCAGCAGCGGAACAAGGAUUGAUCGACACAGAAUUGUCUCAGUAUUUGCUAAAACCUGGCGCAAUUAAAAAUUCUAAAGGACGAGAAUUAUCGUUAUUGGAAAUAAUACAGAGUGAGAUAAAUGAAGCAGAAUCAGGACUUGGAUCUUCCGAAAUGCGUUUUCACAACACUUCUAAUGAAGAGAAAAGCAUAACAAAUUCCCAGACAAUUGUCGAGACUUUAUCUAUAAAUAGUGUUGGUAUCGAACCAAAAAAGUCUUUAAGUUUGGCUGAGGCAUACAAUCAAGGAUAUAUGAUAAAGCAUGAGUCAGUAACAAUCAAAUCAAGUGCAUUAUGCUUGAGUGAUGCUAUUGCUCACGGUCUCGUAGAUGCAGCAGGCUGGAUAUCAGAUCGUAAUUCUGGUGAAAAAUUCAAACUCGACCUCGCCGUAGCUAAUCAAUUAAUUGAUCCCAAUAUCGUUGAAGUGGUUGAUGCAAAGAAUGAUAUUAAAAUUACGGUACAGGAAGCUCUUAAACUUGGUAUUCUAAAUUCUAAAACUGGACGUUAUUUAAAUGAAGCUACAAAAGAAAAGUUAACAUUUACAGAGGCUAAGACUCGAAAGCUCAUCGUUAAGCCUUACACAUUGAAAGAUGUGGUUGAUUUUAAUUUGCUAGAUAAUAACGAGAAAAUGUAUAGCCCAAUGCGUCGAAGUAAAUUAGGUCUAAUGGAAGCAAUUAGAUUUGGGGUGUUAGAUUACAAUAAUUUAAAAUGCAUUAGUAAAGUAAAGGGAGAAUUAAUUACGUUGGAGGAGGCAAUAAACGUUGGUAUUAUACUACCGAUGGAAUUUAAGUACAGGGAUUAUAUGACCGGUGAGGUCAUAAGUAUACCAGAGGCAGUAGAGCGUGGUCUUAUAAGUUCGGUGUCACAAAAAUCCAUAUUUAAUAUAGAUGGUUUUAAAGAUUUAAGAAGCAAUGAUUUUGUUAGCUUUAAUAUGGCCUUAUCUCGUGAUAUUUUAUGUAAAAAAGGGCCAAGUUUUGCGUUGGAAGUUAGUAAAAACGAGUAUGUACCUUUAGACGUGGCGGUGAGGAGAAAUAUGGUGCGGCAAGAAGUUUACGAAAUGUUUACUAAAUGCAUCGGGGUGCAUGACGCGAGAGGUAAUGAAUUAACUGUUAUUGAUUUAUGUUAUCAUAAUUUAAUAGAUCAUAAAACCGGAUACUUACUAGAUCCAAAGACUGGAAAAAAUGUGCCUCUUGAUUUAGCUAUUGAAAAGAAAUUUAUUUCACCAGAAGGUGCUUUAUUUCUAAGUAGCUUAUUAAAUAUAACGCUGACAACUGAAACUGUUACGCGUACAGUUAAUCGGUAUGUUUCAAUACAAACUACUAGUCAGGAAACUCAAGAAAGAAUUUUAUCAUUUGCCGAUGCUGUUAGCCAAGGUUUAAUUGAUGAAGACCGACAAUUGUAUCAAGACCGUAAGACUGGUAAUGUUUAUUCAGUACAACAAGCACUGUCUUAUGGACUUCUAAUCCCUGAUGUAAAUGGUGAGCUAACAAGAGAGAAAACUUCUAUAAACGUUAGCAAUGUAUCUGAGAGUGAUAAAUUAUUACAAUCAGGAAUUUACCAAAAAGAAAAAUUAAAUGACUCCAGAAAUACCAAAAAAAUUGAUUACAAACGUUUUGAUGCUGAACCUUCCUCUGAAAGCAAAACAAUUUUAAAAGACACAAAAACUGUAAAUGUUCCUACCAAUAUAACUAUAACUCAAAAAAUUUCAAAUGUCGAAAAUAUAUCGCCCAACUUCAAUCAAAUGGAGGAAGCUUUGCGCGAAGAAGAAUGCCCCGAUCCAUUACAAAUUUCCCCAGGAAUAAUGUUUGACCCUUCAACAAUGUUAGUGAUUUUUACAGAAACGGGUCAAUCACAAAAUCUGUUUGAGGCGGCAUUGGAAGACAAAUUGAAUGAAAAUUUAGUACGUAUAUUUGAUACUUUUACAAAUGAAGAUGUUCCUGUUAAAGAAGCAAUCAGUCGUAGAGUUUUUGAUCCUGUAAAAGGCUUGAUUUUGACAAAAUGUGGAGAAUCUAAAACUAUUAUGGAAGCUAUGAAAAUUGGUUUAAUAAAAGUUUCUGGUUCCCCACUUGUCCCAGUAGAAGAUGCUUUACAAACACUUCGAUUUACUACUGAUCCGCGAACUGGCGAAAUAAUUCCCGUUGAAGUAGCCUACGAACGAGGCAUUGUGCUAAGUGAGGCGAACAGUAUUUCGGUGCCAUUGCAAAAAAUGCGAAAAAUUAUCUUAAAACCCAUUGAUGCUCUACAAAAAGGAAUUAUUGACGAUGAUACCAAAAAUAUUCUCGAAAGUGUGUCCAAACAAAAGAAUUUAACGAUAAGACGAGCAUUAGAGAUGGGUCUUAUUGAUGGGCAAAUGGGCAAUAUUUUAGACACACAGAGAAAUCGAAGGUUAAAUAUAAAUCAAGCUGUUGAAGCAGAAGUUAUUGACCCAGAAACAAGUAAUCAUAUACUAGUACCACUGGCCAAAAGUUUGUCAAUACCGAAACUCCAAGCACAAGGUCUGAUUGAUAAUGAUUCACAAAAAAUAAUACAUCCUGAGAAUGGUUACCUACUUAGUAUUAAUGAAGCUAUUAUUUGCGAUGUACUUGAUCCGCUUUCAGUGAUUAUGAAACCAAAGAAGUGUACACUUCAAGAAGCAUUAAAAAUUGGCUUAGUUGAUGGCAUGGACUCAAUUUUUAAAUUAGACAAUAAAACUUCCAAUCUAACCGAAGCUGUUAAAGAAGAAUUCUUUGAUUUAAACUAUGAAAAUUAUUCUUCUACAACGUUGCCACCCAUAGCAAUGACAUUCCCUGUUGCUGUUGAGCGAAAGCUUUUAGUUUCAAAUAAAAAUGAAAUAAAACAUCCACAUACAGGACAAAAAAUGACAGUCAAAGAAGCUAUAGAAAACCAUCUUAUCAUGUGUAUUCCCUACCCUCCCAGGGUAGAUGCUGUUCUAAUAGACGACGCUUUGUCUGACGGCCUAAUUGAUAUUGAAAACCAAACUGUAAAAUAUUUAAAAACUGGCGAGCAGCUACCAAUACGUCUCGCCUUAGAAGAAGGCUAUUUGUUAUUAAAGCCGCUAAGUGAUUUCGUUAUGACCCAAAAACCUUUGUCCAGUAGUAGAACUAUGGAAACAAUGAAAUCUCUUCAUACUGUUACCACAAAAACCAUUGAAUUGAUGCAAGGGUAUAUUCUAGUUUCAAACAAUGAAGUCAGGAAUAUUCAAACUGGUGAAAUAUGCACAGUGGGCGAAGCAAAGGAGUUAGGUAUUUUGACCGAGAAAUUAAAAGUAGAUGAAGAUUAUACAGGUUAUUCAAAGCAAAGUAAUUGGGAUGAUGCAGAUUCGGAAUGUUUUGCAAACGAUAAUGUUAUAGUUGAAGAUAAACCGGAUAAUAAUCAAAAAUUAGAUUCAGUACGGAAUACAGAAGAAAUUGUACAUGACAUUGAAAAAUUCGUCAUGGAAGAAUCCGAUAAAUCGACAAAUGAAAAUCCUGCCAAUAGCAAUGACAGACGGAAUAUCACACUUUGCUUGAAUGAUAAGCAAAGCUUAGAUACUGAACUCGAUUACGAUGAAAAUGUUACUACAGACACAUCCGAUGAUUUCUUAACAUAUACAAUUGAGGAUGCCAUUUCAAGAAAAAUAAUUAAUCCUAUAGAUUGCAGAGCCAUUAUAAAUGGCGAAAAACUCUCGGAUAAUGUAGAAAAGUUGUUAGAAAAUGAAACACUCUCUCUCCAAGAUGAAGUUGAAGUUCACAGUGAGAGUUUAGUGGUUUUAAAAACGACUUCGUACCUUUUAAGUUAUCCCUAUUUAUUAACGGCACAAAAAUUGAGUGAAGUCAAUGCAUAUGAUUUAGAAAAUGAAUAUUUCAUAGACCCCACAACAAGUCGAAAAAUUUCCUUCCAAGACUUAGUAUUGUAUCAUAGAGUAUUUAAUCCUGAAUCUAUAUUAGUAAAAAAUUUUACUACUGGUGAAUAUGAGACUUUACUAGAUGCAUUAGAACGCCCCCUGUUAAAUCGUCAUAAUGGCCAUAUGGUAGACCCAAAAACUGGAAGAAAGGUUCCAUUUUUCGAGUGUAUUAACCGUAAAUGGAUUAUUUAUACCGAUCCAGGAAUGAAAUCAAAAUCAUCUAAUAUUGAAAACGUCAUUGAUCCAGAAAGUGGUAAAAUAUUGUUAGGCGAUGGUACACUUUGCUCCAUCACUGAUGCUAUUAAUAAUGGAGUCAUUGAUAUUCAUUCCCUGUCGGUACGAGAUCCGGUAAGUGGUGAAAUUAUUCCACUGCGUAUGGCAAUUGAGUUGGGAGUAGUAAAUAUGCAAACAGGAACAAUGAUAGAUAUUCAGACAUUGCAUGAAGUAUCAUUAGAGAAAGCAUUUAAAUUAGGCUUUCUUGUAGCUGGUGCACGCAAGCCGAUUUCUCUUGAAGCGGCUAUACGUAAGGGGCUAUAUAAUCAGGAAACGGGAAAACUGUAUGAUUCAAAAUCGCAGAAUCAAGUCGAUAUUCAGCGUUCCAUAGAAAUUGGUUUAGUGGAUCCUAAAAUAUCUCUUAUAGUAGACUCUUUGGAAAAUAAGGAGCUAAAUUUGCAUUGUGCUAUUGAAGAUGAGCUAGUUGUACCUGAGAGCGGACAAGUGAAAGAUACCAAAUCAAAUACGUUUAUGCCUUUUGACGUAGGAAUGGAAAAAAAUUUAGUAAAAACCGAUAAAAUCACUUGGAGUUUAACCGAAUUACUUCAACGCGAAUACUAUUCACCCAAUACCGGAAAAGUUUUGAAUCCAAUAACUGGAAAUGAAAUGCUUUUACAUCGAGCUAUCGAGUUAGGCUUCGUUGAAUUAGAAACUUCUUUAAUUAAAAAUGACGAAAAGGGAACCAUUGUAUCCGGUAAAAUAGCUGCUAAAGAGGGUAUCCUUGAUACCGUUAAAGGCGUGUUAAGAUAUCCGCUUCUAACACUUGACGAAGCCUUUGUUAAAGGCUACUUGAUUAGCACAAAGAAACCAUUAUCUUUGGUGGACUGCCUUAUACGAGAUAUGUUUGACCCCACAACAUCCACCCUACAAAUCGAUGAUAAGCCUUUCACUUUAAAAGAAGCAAUAGCACUGAAAUAUAUAAAUCCAGAUGAAUUAAUUAUAUUGGAUCCAAGAACCGAUUCUGUUUUAAGUAUAACAGAGGCGAUUGCUAAAGGACUACUAGAUCCCGUUGGUGGGUAUAUUAUCGAUCCAUAUACAUCGGUAAAAAUGUCAUUGAUUGAGGCUUUAGAUUAUAGAGUAUUAGUUCCAUCAAAGCGUAAGAGAAGUUUGCCUGAUGCAGUAUAUCAUGGUCUAUAUGAUCCAAAAUCAGGCAAAUUUAGUAACUCAAUUACAAGAGAAAAACUCUCAACUGAAGCUGCUAUUCGCAGGGGAAUUAUAGAUCCUUACUCGACUAUUGUCAAAUUUGCUGAUGAAACGUUUCCUUUUAUGGAAGCGAUAGAUGCUGGCAUAGUCGACUCCAAAAAGGGUACAAUUAAAAUCGAUCAAGCUGAAACCGAUUUUAAAGAAGCAUUUGAGAAUGGAAUUCUAGUUGAGGUUAAAACACCAAUUUCCUUAGGUAAAGCUAUUAGCAAAAGCAUUUAUAACGAACACGAUUGUACUAUAACCGAUCCGAAAACUGGCAAAAGAAUCUCAUUAGUCGAAGGAAUUAAUUCGCGUUUGAUUGACAUUAACAAUUUAGAGUUAAAAGAUUUUGAGACUGGACUUUACACAAACAUUGACUUAAUGAAAGCCAAGGCGACAGACGUAAUUGAUUGGGAACGAGGUCUUGUGGCAUACAACAAUAAAAGAGUUAAUAUUAAACAUGCUUUUGAAAUAGGAAUACUAAAAGACACUCAAGCACCAAUAAGUAUUCAAAAGGCUUUACAACAAGGUGUAUUUGAUGAGAGUGCAGGAAAGGUAAUUGACCCCAAAACAGGUAGAAAAAUAACAUUAUUAGAAGCAAUUCGGGACUUAGUUAUAGAUGCCCAAUUACCUUGCUAUUUCGAUGAAGAAAAUGAAAAAAUGUACAAUUUAAAUGAGACAUGUAGAUUAGGAGUUAUAAAUAAGCGAGAUGGUGUUUUCAAAGGCCUUCAUAGCAAUAAAUGUAUUUCUUUAAAGACGGCACUAAAUAUGGGUCUCAUUGUUGAUAUAGAGAGCGCAAAAUUCGGGUUAUAUGAGAUACUGGGUAUGGGAUUUUACGAUAAGGUAGAAAAUAAAAUUUUACAUCCCAUCACUGGCAAUAAACUAAGCUUAAGAGAAGCAUGCUCUGAUAAUAUCGUGAGCGUAACUAAUAGUUUGAUAAAAGAUUGUCAAAACGAAGAAUACAUGCAGUUAUCUGAUGCCUUUACAAAAGAAAUUAUUAAUGAAAACGGUUAUUACAAUUUAAAUGGGAAGUUGAUAAACUUACAAAAUGCGCGGGAGCGUGGCUUAAUUAUUACAACUCGACGACCUCUAGGUCUUAAAACAACAAUUAGUAUGAAAUUGUAUAAUCCUGAGAGCGGCACAUUUUAUGACCCAACUACUAAUAAAUGCUAUAAUUUAUAUGACGCUAUACAUAAUGGUUUCAUAAACCCAAAAACUACUAUAUACAAAAGUGAAAUGUGUAAUAGUGAUUUAAUUGAAGCUAUUGAUAAUGGGUAUAUAGACAUUAGCAAAGGACAUGUUACAGAUGCUAAAACUCGUGAGUUACUCAAUUAUGAAACAGCCUUUAGUAAAGGUAUUUUAGUGCCAGUUUCGAAACUUUUUGGGGAAAUCUCCGUAAAACAGGUUUUAUUAGAAAGAUCUUCCCCGAAAAAUGUUACCAUCAAACCUCAAGAAAUGUCUUUGGAUGAAGCUAUACGUUCUAAUAUCCUUGACCCUAGUACUGCUUUUAUACGGCAGUCAAAUUCUUCUAAACUUAUUCCGUUUUCUAUAGCUCAACAAAAUAAUUUAAUUGAUUUAAACAAACAAACUUCAAUCGAUCCGAAAUCUUUAUUCUUUGCAAUCGAGCCUUCAACUAUUGUAUAUUUGCGCGAGCCCAUUACGUUUGAUCAGGCGGUCGAAAGUAAAAGUCUUGAUUUGGAAACUGGAUUAAUAACUUUUAAAACGAACGAACAUGACAUAAUAAAUUAUGGUAACCAUGGCUCUGAACCUCAAUCUCAAGCCUAUGAGAAUGUCAAGAUUUAUUCGUUGAAAGAUGCUAUCACUGCCGGUAUAAUUGAUCCUUAUUCAGCACUAAUUAAGGAUGAAGCUAAAAUGAAAUUAGUUGGAUUAUCUGAAGCUUUCCGGAAAGGUCUAAUAGAUGCAAAUAAAGCUAACGUGCUGAACACAAAGACGUCCAAACUAUGUACACUGCAAAAUGCAUAUGAAUCUGGUUUGCUUAUUACACCAAAACGAUCCUUUGGUUUAAUAGAAGCAAUACAAUUCAACUUAUACAAUACUGAAAGUGGCAGUUUAUUCGACCCAUUCCAAACAACUAACAAUUCAGAACCAGGCAAUCAGUCAACACUAUUAGAAGCCAUUUCAUGCGGCCUGCUAGAUCCUUCGUCGACAGUGGUGCGUGGCUCCGUUACCGAUGAAAUCGUUUCCUUAACAUCAGCUAUUAACAGUGGUCUCAUCGAUGGAAUUAACGGUCGUUUAGUAAAUCAUGGGAACAAUAAAAAUAAUAUUGAUUUAUCGAAAGCAGUUCAAAUGGGCCUCAUAUUACCUGCCGAACAGCGACAAGCCGUUUUUGAAAAAUUCAACAUAUGUGAGGAAAGUGUAAACGAAUUACUUAAGUGGGUCAGCACAAUUGAACACAGAAUUGCAAAUGUGGGCGGUCCGAAAGAAAAAGUUGAUGAUAUCCGCAACCAAACAAAUACUUUAAGACAAAUAAAAGAGGAAAUUGAAGGACAACAACGACCAGUUUCGUCUUGUUUAGAACAAAUACGUCAAAUUGUUUUAACCGGAGCUGAUGUUCUUUCGACACCGGAAGUAGCAACAUUGGAAAAUGCUGGAAGAGAAUUGCGUACACGAGUUGAACGUGUCGCUGAUCGUGUUACACGUUUAUUACGACGUCUUGAAGCUAUUCGUGAUGAGCUUAAUAAAAUAUGUGGCGAGUUAAGUAUUUUCUUCAAUUGGUUACAAGAAGCCAGACAUCGUCUUGAAGACAAGGAACAAUCAUUGGCUGACUUAAAACAUUUAACAAUAAAUAGUGAUUCUAUACGUGAAUUCGUAUGCGACGUUAUAGGACACCAAGCUGAUCUUCGAUUUAUAACAAUGUCAGCACAGCGUUUCGUCGAUGGCAGUAAAGAAUUUCUAUCAAUUCUUAAUGAUUUCCGUACUUCAUUACCAGAACGCCUACCCCAUAUUGAACCAAUAUCGAAUGCAGAGAGUCCUAUCCGCCAAGAAGUUUCAUUGAUAUCGACGCAAUACAAAGAUUUGUUACAUCGCGCAAAUGCACUUCAGGACCGUAUAUCCGGACUUAAUGGCUGUCAACGAGAAUUCCAAAAUGCUUUGAAUAAAGCAGACGAUUGGAUUCGAAAUAUGCAACCACAAGUUUCGCGGGUUUUAUCAGAACCGCUUUCUGCCGACACAAAAUCAGCAUCCGAUCAAAUGAAUAAAGCAAAAUCGCUUCACAAUGAUUUGUUAUCUAAUGGCCGUUUGAUAGAUGAUAUCGAUCAAACCUUAGAUGAUUUAGUAAAAAUCUUGGGUAGUCAACUGAGUCCAAACGAAGCGAAAAAAUUGGAAAAACCUGCUUUGGAAUUGAAAGGCAAAUACCAAAAAAUGCUUGACACACUCGGUGAACAUUGUAAAAUCCUCGACAAAACAUUAGUACAAUCUCAAGGAGUACAAGAUGCGCUUGAAAACCUGAUCACUUGGAUAAAUAAGGCCGAAGAUAAAUUCAAAGUGCAAUAUUGUCCCGCAUCUCUUAUGAAAGAGCGUUUGCAGGAGCAAAUGCGUGAACAUAAAGCACUCUAUGCCGAUGUAACCUCGCAUCAUGCAACAAUUGAUAGUGUGCAAGCUUCAGCAAAGCAUCUCAUGGAUUCUGCAUCUAAUCCACGUAUUGCUAAAAAUGUUGAAACUAAUUUAAAAGUAGUUUCUGAAAAAGUUGAGAAACUCACUGAAAAGUUGCGUAAGAGAGGAGAUUUUUUGGAAGAUGUUUAUAACAAUUUGCUAAAGUGUUUGGACGAAAUGGAAAGCACAGAACAGGAUUUACAUAAUUUACAAGAAAUGAUGGAUAAUAGGGAUGCAAAUAACUUGCCAAUAGAUAAAAUAUCAUCGCUCAUUGACGACCUAAUGGGGGCAAAAGAGAAAAAAGCCCCAGUAUACGAAAAAUGCGUUGAUAACUGUAAGGAUUUAAUUGGGCAACGUGAUGUUACUGAUACUAAUCCCUUACGUGAUCGAUUGAAAUCGCUAGAAAAUCUAUGGCGAAGUAUUAAUGUGACAUUGGAUGACAAAACCAAACUUUCUAAGCUGAAAGUCGAACAAAAAGUUCAAUAUGAAGAAUUGAAAGAGAAAGUAAUUUCUUGGUUGUCUGAAAUGGAAAGCGUCAUAAGUAAGAUGAGUCCUAUAGCUCUAGAUUUAAAAAAAAUUCGUGAACAACAUGAGGAACUUAAACCGCUUGUUUACAAAUAUAGGGACUAUAACGAUACAAUAGACAAAAUUAAUGAAAUUGGUGCUCAAUAUGAUGCACUUUUUAAUCCAGAAAGUCCAAAUCGUAAACGUAUGUCUUAUAGUCCAAUUAAGAGAGUGAGCCCCAUGCGUGCGGCACCUGGAGAUGCUAGAAGUCCAAGUCCUAUUAAGUUGGGAAUUUUAUCUCCACUUUCUACCACCUCUAGUGGAUUUGGAAGUCGCAGAUCCUCUCAAGACGGCUUCCAAAUUUCGGAAUUAUCCCCAGUUCAACAGCAAUUAAAAGAGAUUAAUAAUCGUUACAGUUUGAUUGGCGUUCGUUUAACAGAUCGACAGAAUGAAAUCGAUAAUUUGACUGAAGAAGUCCGAAAACAGUAUGAGAAUUUGAAAAAUUUGACUUCGUUUUUGGAUCGAAUUCAGCGUCAAGUUCCGAAAGAAUCUGCAUCAAAUAAAGAUGAAGCAGAGCAGUGUAUUCAACAAGCCAGAAAAGUUCUCGAAGAUAUGUACGAAAAGCAAAGCUUAUUAGAUACUACUAAGGUACAGAUCAAAGAUAUUCUUCGUCGAAAAUCUGAUGUUAUUGGUGCAGAUGAAUUAAGAUUAGAAAGUGAGAAUAUAAUUGAGAAAUGGAAAAGUUUAAGUGAAGCGUGCAAGCGGCGAAUAGAGCUUUCUGAGAGACUUCGUGACUUUUUAGAUAUACACAGCAAUUUAUCAAAUUGGUUGCAAAGUAAAGAAAGAAUACUCACUGUUUUGGGUCCUAUUUCUACGGAUUCAAGGAUGGUCCAGAGUCAAGUACAGCAAGUGCAAGUACUGCGAGAAGAAUUCCGUAUACAACAACCACAAUUGAACCAUUUUCAAGAAAUCGGCCAUGAUGUACUAAAUCGUAUAACAAAUGUUUCCGAUAUACAAAAUAUAAACAAAAAAUUGAAUGAUAUUAUAGACAAAUGGGAUGACAUAGUCGCACGCUUAGAUGAACGUGCCAACAACCUAGGCGGAGCUGCGGACAGUAGCAAAGAGUUUGAUGCAGCUAUAAAUAGAUUACGUGAGGCACUACAAAAUAUCAGUGAUAACUUAGAUGGAUUAUCUGAAGAUGGUGACAGUCACGAAAACUUACGUAAAAUUGAAAAUUUGGACAGACAAUUGGAGGGACAAAGAUCGUUACUUGCGGACGCUGAGCAAUCAGCUGUAUUACUUUGCAAUGUUCUUGGGGAUUCUGCUUCUCGAGCUGAUGUAAAUUCCAAAGUUGCUGCUUUAGAAAAACAAUAUCAGGCUUUACAAAGGAAAUUGGACACGAAAAAAGCAGAAACUGAAGCAGCAUUACGAGACAGCCGUCAUCUUUCGGAAAAUUGUACAAAAAUGCUAGGAUGGUUAUCCGGAGAACUGUCGGAUUUGUCUGAGAAACUCCUUUUAUCGGCGCAUAAACCAACUUUGCAGCAUCAAAUUGACGCUCAUGAACCUAUCUAUCGUGAAGUAAUGGCACGAGAACACGAAAUUAUAAUGCUUACAAACAAAGGAAAGGAAUUGAGUGAUCGCCAACAACAUCGAACUAUAAAACGUGAUCUGGAGCGAAUACAACAACUAUGGGAUAAACUUCGAAGAGAAGUAUCCGAUAGACAUUCUCGCCUUCAAACAUGUAUGGAACAUUGUAAGAAAUAUGCACAAACAUCGGAGGCAUUUUUAUCAUGGUUGCGAAUGGCAGAGGAUAAAUUAGCUACUUUAACGCCCGGAAAACUAUAUAAAUCCAACAUUGAAAAUCGCUUACGUGAUAUUCAAACUCUUCGAAGUGAAGUUUGGAAACAUUCGAAUGAAUACGAGACAACUAGGGGUUCCGGAGAAACCUUCAUCGGUUAUUGUGACAUUGACAAAGAUCCAAUAAAGUGCGAGUUACAAGAUAUAAAGGAUAGAUGGGAAAAACUUAACAAUGAUUUAGUUAAUAAAACGCAAGAUAUCGAGAAUUGUUCAAGGCGGUUAUCUGAUUUCAAUGAUCAGCUAAGAAAUUUGGAUAACGCUGUUAGUCGGUGUGAAGAUCGUCUAGCUGCGCAUGAUGCAUUAGGAGGUGCUGCAAAAGACCCAAAACUUCUGGAACGUGUAAAAGCUAUACGGGAUGAAUUAAUAAAAUUGGAAAACCCUCUAAGUGAAUUAAAAUGUAUGGCAAAGGCAAUAUCUCAAGAAUGUCAAGCAACUGGAGGCGAUGGCGAUCACUUAUGUAAUGAUGUCGAUAAUAUGUUUGAUCGUGUUUCCGAUUUAAAUGUUCGUCUUAGUGAUAGAUUUGAUGAAUUACAAUCAGCUGCUUCGACCAUCUCAAAAUUAAAUGACCAAAUUAAACACUUUUUGGUUGAUUUAAGCAAUUUGGAACAAGAGAUCGAAAACUUAGCGCCACCAGGCCGUGAAGUUAAAGUCGUGAAAUCACAGUUGGAAGAAAUAUCCAUAAUACGCUCAAAACUAGAGGAUAUGUAUAAUCUAGUAAACAAUAUGGAGCGUGAUUCUACUGCUCUUAUGGAUUCAGGAAUUUCCACGGAAAAUCAAAUUCCUGCUCAAAUAUCUUCAAUACGUAAUACACUAAAUCGUUUGGAUAACCAUUGCCGUAAUCGAGAACGUGAUUUACAGAGCACAUUGAAGUCUUUAUUAGACUUUAAUGAUGCAAAAGAACUAGUCCUGGAUGACUUAAGAAGCUUAAAAUUGGAAUUCAAUAACUUUAAACCAGUUAGUUCAGAAUUAGAUCAAAUUCGUCGCCAACAGGACGAUUUCCGUAAUUUUAGAAAUCUCAAAGUAGAAGCUCUUUCGCAGCAAAUUGUCAAAGUAAAUAAUAAUGGCAAUGAUCUUGUCAGGUCAGCUGGUAAUGGCGUUUCAACAGCAGUUAUAGAAAGAGAAUUAGAAUCUUUAAAUGAUACUUGGAAUAAUCUCAAAGAAUUAAUGAAUGAACGUGAAAGACGGUUGGACGUAGCUCUUUUACAAUCUGGUAGAUUUCAAGAAGCCUUAUUAGGCCUUUCGAAAUGGCUAGCAGACACGGAGGAAAUGGUGGCAAACCAAAAACCUCCCAGUUCGGACUAUAAAGUUGUAAAAGCACAGUUGCAAGAACAAAAGUUUUUGAAGAAAAUGUUAAUGGACAGGCAAAACUCUAUGUCUUCACUUUCCAUACUGGGCAUGGAAGUAUCUAAUGCAUGUGAAUCUUCAGAACGAGAUUCGAUUGAAAGUCAAUUAAAUGACCUUGUCAAACGUUUCGAUCGUCUUACAAAUGGAGCUGAACAACGAGAAAAUGAUUUGGAGGCCGCAAUGAACGUUGCCAAAGCUUUUCACGAUAAAGUUAUUCCUCUGGAGCUAUGGUUAGAUGGCAUAGAACGAUCCAUCAAAAACAUGGAGCUUGUUCCAACAGAUGAAGAAAAAAUUCAAAAUCGCAUCAAGGAACACAACGAAUUGCAUGCUGAAAUAUUAUCUAAAAAAUCGAAUUUUACGGAGUUAGCAGACAUUGCUGGGCAAUUAAUGCAAUUGGUUGGUGAAGACGAAGCUGUGCAAUUAGCAGAGAAAGUUCGAAAUAUAUCCGAUCGGUUUACUAACGCGGUUGAACAAAGCGAAAAUAUUGGUUCCUUGUUAGCUGAGUCCCGUCAAGGAUUAAGACAUUUAGUAAUAACAUAUCAAGAACUGGUUGCCUGGAUGGAAAGAAUGGAACAGGAAUUAUUACGUUUUAAACCUAUUGCUGUUUAUCCGGAAAAAUUAAUGGAGCAAAUGGAUUAUUUAGUAGAAUUGAAUGAAAAUAUUGCUAGUCAGGCACCCAACAUUGAAUCUACAGUUGAUUCAGGCUCCGAGUUAAUGAAACACAUUUCGAAUGACGAAGCUUUACAACUUAAAGAUAAACUAGACGCACUUCAGCGACGAUACGGAGAAUUGGCAACACGGGGAGGUGAACUCCUUAAAAAGACCAAGAAUGCUCUUCCAUUAGUGCAACAAUUUCAUGAUUCUCAUAAACGUUUGUUAGAUUGGAUGCAAAUAGCUGAAAGUGCCUUCACAGCAAGUGAAUUUAGUCAUGCAGAUUUGCUACGUCUAGAAACGGAAUUAGUUGAAAUGCGACCUGUUAUAGACAAUAUUAACUUGGUUGGACCUCAAUUAUGUCAACUAUCGCCUGGCGAAGGUUCAUCUUCCAUUGAAAAUAUUGUUACACGAGAUAAUAGACGCUUUGAUGCAAUAGUAGAGCAGAUUCAACGUAAAGCGGAACGUUUCCAUCUCAGUACUCAACGUGUAAAGGAAGUAACUGGAGAUAUUGAUGAAUUGUUGGAAUGGUUCCGCGAUAUGGACACAAGUCUUCGCGAAGCCGAUCCACCUGGCAUCGAGCCGGCAUUAGUGCGUUUUCAAUUACAAGAACAUCGAUCAAUUAAUGAUGACAUUUCAAGCCAAAAAGGUCGCGUUCGUGAUAUUGCCGCAUCAUCCAAAAAAAUUUUGAGAGAAUCUCCACAGAGCGAAUAUAUAUCUGCACUCCGAGAAAAACUAGAUGAUCUGAAAGAAAUCGUUGAUUCCGUUGCUCAAAUAUGUGGCGAACGUCUAGGAAUAUUAGAACAAGCGUUACCUUUGUCGGAACAUUUUGCUGAAUCUCAUACCGGCUUAUGCAGUUGGUUAGAUGAUAUGGAACAGCAAAUUUCGAGGUUCAGCAUGCCAGUAUUGCGGCCAGAUCAAAUAACAACACAACAGGAUAAAAAUGAACGACUUCUGCUUUCAAUUACUGAACAUAAACCUUUGCUUGAUAAGUUGAAUAAAACAGGCGAAGCCUUAGGAGUUCUUGUAUCUGAUGAUGACAAUGCUAAAAUAAAUGAUGUUCUUGAUUCCGAUAACGCUCGUUAUUCAGCACUUCGUCUUGAAUUACGUGAACGACAGCAAAUGCUGGAAAACGCUUUGCAAGAAUCAAGCCAGUUUUCAGAUAAAUUAGAAGGCAUGCUCCGAGCUUUAGCUAAUACCGUGGAUCAAGUUAAUCAACUAGAUCCACUGUCAGCGCUCCCACAAAAAAUAAGAGAGCAAAUCGAAGACAACGCGUCAUUAGCCGAUGAUUUGGAUAAACGUUCAGAUGCCUUUACGGCUGUUAAAAAAGCAGCUGAUGAAGUUAUUGCAAAAGCCGGUAAUAAAGCAGAUCCAGCUGUACGAGAUAUUAAGUCUAAACUCGAAAAAUUGAACAGCCUUUGGAAUGAUGUGCAAAAGGCCACGAAAAAUCGUGGCAGCUCACUUGACGAUAUCUUAAACGUGGCAGAACCUUUCUGGAAACAAUUAAAUGGUGUAAUGGGCACGCUUAAAGAUCUGGAAGAAACAUUAUCAUCACAAGAACCUCCUGCUGCCCAGCCACAGGAAAUUCAAAAACAACAAGUUGCCUUGCAGGAAGUUCGCUUUAAAAUUGAUAAAACUAAGCCAGAAGUGGAGCAAGUGCGCCGCAAUGGUAGCAAUUUGAUAAAUAUGUGUGGCGAACCCGAUAAACCAGAAGUUAAGAAACAUAUCGAGGACUUAGAUAACGCAUGGGAUAAUAUAACAGCUCUAUAUGCAAAACGUGAAGAAAAUUUAAUUGAUGCAAUGGAAAAAGCAAUGGAGUUCCACGAAACUUUGCAAAAUCUAGAAAAGUUUUUGAAUAAAGCAGAACGUAAUUUUGAACGGCUUGGACCAGUAGGGUCUGACAUUGAUGCAGUGAAGAAGCAAAUUGAGCAACUUAAGGAAUUUAAAAACGAUGUUGAUCCGCAUAUGUUGGAGGUAGAAGCAUUAAAUAGGCAAGCCGUAGAAUUAACAGAUCGUACAUCUAUUGAACAAGCUGCAUCGAUUAGAAAACCAUUGUCAAUUGCUAAUCAACGUUGGGAAACCUUACUGCGCAGUAUGGUAGAUCGUCAAAAACAAUUAGAACACGCUCUUUUACAUCUAGGACAAUUUCAACAUGCCCUUAACGAAUUACUUGUAUGGAUUGAUAAGACGGAUGUCACCUUGGAUCAAUUGAAACCAAUACCAGGUGAUCCACAACUUUUGGAGGUAGAGUUAGCCAAACUAAAAGUAAUUGCGAAUGACAUUCAAGCUCAUCAGAACUCCGUGGACACUCUAAAUGAUGCCGGAAGGCAGCUUAUUGAAACUGAGAAGGGAACAUUGGAAGCUUCCACCACACAAGAGAAAUUACGAAAAUUAAACUCCAAGUGGAAAAUGUUGAUACAAAAGGCAUCUGAUCGUCAACAUGAGCUUGAAGAAUCUCUACAUGAAGCACAAGAAUAUAUUGCGGAAGUUCAAGAUAUUCUUGGAUGGCUUGGUGAUGUGGAUGCUGUUAUAAGUGCAAGUAAGCCAGUUGGAGGCUUGCCCGAAACUGCAACUGAGCAGCUAGAACGGUUUAUGGAAGUUUACAAUGAACUAGAAGAAAAUCGUCCCAAAGUUGAGGCUAUUCAAGUUCAAGGUCAAGAAUAUAUCAAACGACAGAAUCAAAUUAAAGUACCUUCAAGUAAUCUACAACAUACGCUUCGUACAUUAAAACAACGAUGGGACGCAAUAAUUUCUCGGGCUUCUGACAAGAAGAUCAAAUUGGAAAUCGCAUUAAAAGAAGCUACUGAGUUCCAUGACACCCUUCAAGCAUUUGUUGAUUGGUUAGACCAAGCUGAGAAUCAUUUAUCAAAUGCACCGCCUGUGUCACGAGUUUUACGAACAAUCCAAGAUCAAAUGGAAGAACAUAAAAUUUUACAGAAAGAUGUUAGCACUCACCGUGAAGCAAUGCUAUUACUUGAUAAAAAAGGAACACAUUUGAAAUAUUUCAGCCAAAAGCAGGACGUAAUUUUAAUAAAGAAUCUCCUAGUUUCCGUUCAGCAUCGUUGGGAGCGUAUCGUAAGCAAAACUUCUGAACGUACUCGUGCCUUAGACCACGGUUAUAAAGAAGCAAGAGAAUACAAUGACUCUUGGAAUAGCAUUAUGCAUUAUCUUAAUGAUACAGAUAAAAUGCUAGAUCAAAUAAUUGAAGAAGCAUCGAAAUCAAAGGAACCUCUCAAAAUAAAAAAACUUAUUGCCAGGUUGAAAGAUACACACCGACAACUAGCAACAAAACAAACAAUUUACGAUACUACAAUGCGUUCAGGCAAAAGUCUUCUAGAAAGAGCUCCAAAGAGCGAUGAAACAACACUCGUUAAAAUGCUGUCAGAACUAAAGGAAAAAUGGUCAACGGUGUGGUCUAAAAGCAUUGAACGUCAACGUAAAAUGGAGGAAGCGUUACUUUUGUCCGGUCAAUUUUCUGAUGCGCUUAGUGAAUUACUUGAUUGGUUGAAAAAAGCCAAACAUCGCUUGAAUGAAAACAUUUUGGUGCAUGGAGACCUAGAAACUGUGCAAGGAUUAAUAGAACAUCAUAAGCAUAUCGAACAUGAUUUACAAAAACGAUCAGCUCAGAUGCAAGGUGUACUGAGAACCGGCAAAGAAUUAGAAAAAUCUAGUGAUAACGUCCAAGUAGAACAACAACUAAAUGACCUUCAAAUACUUUGGAAUGAAGUAAAAGAAGCAGCAAAUAAACGAAACGAUUGCUUACGCGAGGCACUGAAAGAUGCUGAAAAAUUGAAUAAAGAAAUACAUUCACUGUUUGAUUGGUUAGAUCAUGCGGAGCAAAAGUUACGUUAUGCCAAGAAUGCUCCAGAUGACGAAAAGAUAACACGAGAAAUGAUCACGAUGCAUACUGAGUUUAUAAAAGAUUUGCAAAAUCGUGAGAUACAGAAGACCCAAACAUUCCAGUUUGCUGAAGAAAUUAUAAACAAAGCUUACCCAGAUUCCAUCCCAAUAAUAAAAAAUUGGCUGUCAAUAAUCCAAAUGCGUUGGGAUGAAGUGCUACAAUGGUCUAUUAAUCGAGAAACUAAAUUAAAUCAUCAUUUACAAUCACUUAAGGACUUGGAUGAUAUUAUCGAAGAACUUUUGGCUUGGCUUAAUGGAUUAGAGGCGACACUAUUAAAUUUGGAAAAAGAAGCUUUGCCGGAUGACAUUACAGAAUUGGAAAAACUCAUUGAAGACCAUAAAGAGUUUAUGGAAAAUACUGCACGACGACAAGUAGAAGUGGACCGGGCAUGUAAACCUAAACAACCACCUUCAACUUCACGCAGAAGCAUGUCACGAGUAUCUAAAACGCCAAUUCAUGAAUUAGGAGAGAAAUUCCCUGAUGGUAAUUUACGAAGACAAAGUUUCAAAGGCUCUCGAGACCAGGGGCUUAAUUCUCGUCGACUUAAUCGCUUAACUCCUAGUCGUGAUACGCCAGACCGAGAUCGCUUACCACAUUACGGCCCCCGAUUUUCACCAAGCGUGAGUUCGGUUGCACAAGACAUAGAAUUUCGGUCACCCCGCGCCAGUUUAUUGUGGGAUAAAUGGCGUUAUGUUUGGAUGUUGUCAUGGGAACGUCAGCGGCGCCUUCAUGAGCAUAUGAUGUAUUUGAAGGACAUGGAACGAGUACGAAACUUUAGUUGGGAUGAUUGGAGAAAGAGAUUCCUUAAAUACAUGAACCACAAAAAAUCACGUUUGACGGAUCUGUUCCGUAAAAUGGAUAAAGACAACAACGGUCUCAUCCCGCGUAGUGAAUUCAUGGAUGGCAUAUUAAACACAAAAUUCGAUACAUCCCGCAUGGAAAUGAGUGCUGUAGCAGAUUUGUUCGAUCGUAAUGGGGAAGGUCUAAUUGAUUGGCAAGAGUUUAUUGCUGCUUUAAGACCCGACUGGCAAGAGCGCAAGCCUGCGACAGAUUCAGAUAAAAUACACGACGAAGUGAAACGGCUAGUUAUGCUUUGUACUUGCAGGCAAAAAUUCCGUGUAUUCCAAGUAGGAGAAGGCAAAUAUAGAUUUGGGGAUUCACAAAAGCUGCGUUUAGUUAGAAUUUUGCGCAGUACUGUUAUGGUACGCGUCGGCGGAGGUUGGGUUGCCCUUGAUGAAUUUUUGCAAAAGAAUGAUCCUUGUAGAGCCGAUGAGCAUUUGGCAGAAUUAAUGCCAAUAUUCGAACGCAUACGUACUCAAGAGCAAGUUCCAUGUGCUUUUCCCAUUCAUAUGGGUUCAGGAGGUACAGUAUUUGUACGUUGUAAUAAUAGUCGAACUUUACCAUUAAACCCACAUGUACUACACUGUCAUCCCACUACACACUGGGUGCGCGAACGGUCAGUACGUUCUAUACCAAUGUCACGCCCAACCCGAUCCUCACAAUCUGCUUCUACUCCCGAUUCCCUAAGCGAUAAUGAAUUUGGUCAAACUGGAACAUCAGGUCGGUACACUCCUCGAAAAGUUACGUAUACCAGUACUCGUGGUGUUGUAACUCCGUCAGGAUCUAGAUCAGGCUCUAAACCUAAUUCGCGUCCUUUAAGCCGACAAGGUUCUAAACCACCUUCCAGACAUGGAUCGAAUCUAUCACUGGAUAGCACAGAUGAAACUCCGCCAUCACGCAUCCCACAGCGAAAAUCUUUGACCAUGGGAACCGGUCCCACAUCGCGGCCAGCCCGCUUAUCGGUGACAUCAGCAACCGUGUCUGAUGUAGGUACGUCUGGAAGGAAAACAGUGUCGGGAUCAGCCAGUCCGGCACAGUCAAGCAAUGGUGGUAUGAGUAGAGCAUCCAGCAUUCCACGAUUAAGCAGCUAUGGCUCUAGAAAAAAUACUAGUGGGAACACAACGCCUUCUGGUGCGCGUACACCUCGCAAAGGCUCCGGGGAUCCAACCAUAAGUUCGACUAUGAGAUCGCAAAUGCAACGAGGAACCACACCAGUUAGUAAACGGGAACCAUUUCGCCUUUAAAAUUAUUUAAACCAAUUAUGCGAUUUCAAAGGAGUUAAUGGGUGCCGCUUUUCAUUUUUAUCUACUCAAUCAAUAAUUAAGAUAAAAUUGAACGCUUAAAAGACAACGAAAACUUUAUAAUAGUAUCCUUACCCAACUAAUAUUGUUAUCGAUUACUUUACUAAUUUAUUUUGUUUUAUUUUUCGAAAGUUAUUAGAUUUUGGAACAUUUAAGCUUACAUCGAAUGUUUAUGGUUCCAUAAUGCUUGAUUGUAUACAUAUAUAAUAUACUAUUUGAAAUUUAAUAACCAAUCCAGUUAAAAGUCAUAUAACUAAGUUCCAAAUAUGUUUUAAGUGUAAAAACAAAUAUAUAUAUACCGAAUUAUGUAAAUUUAAUACAUAACUAAUAUUUUAAUAAUAAUUUUAUUAACACUUUUGUAUUUUAAUUUGUUUAAAUAAAAAAUGUAUUUGCGCAACUUUUUA
Molecule: messenger RNA, 24848 nt
Organism: Zeugodacus cucurbitae (melon fly)
Lineage: Eukaryota; Metazoa; Arthropoda; Insecta; Diptera; Tephritidae
Gene: shot
Product: microtubule-actin cross-linking factor 1
Exons: 33
Coding region: 412-24387 (7991 amino acids)
Biological process (GO): wound healing; intermediate filament cytoskeleton organization
Cellular component (GO): intermediate filament; cytoplasm; cytoskeleton
Molecular function (GO): structural molecule activity; calcium ion binding; microtubule binding
Source: RefSeq, a predicted model, not a curated record